CUUUCUCUCAAAGAAAAUAAAAGAUUAAAAAAAAAAAAGAAAAAGCAAACGCCUACUCUUCACGCACAUCCAAACCAAAAACCGAAACGAAACGCAUGCAUUUCUAGUUUUCUCUCCCUUUUUAAAACUCUUCUCCGUAUUAUCAUCAUCAUCAUCUUCUCUCUUUCCAUGGCUGUCGAUGCUCACCAUCUUCUCCUCUCUACUCCUCAACUCUUCUCCAACAGAGACAAUAACGACAACACCACCAUGGAGCCAACUAACGGCGGUUUCUGCACCAUCACUCAAAACGGUUACGCCGCCACAGACGAUCUUCUUCACAUGUACGGCCCUUCCUCCACCGCCGAUUCCUUCACUUACUACGCAGACGGUGCUGCUAAUCUCCAGACGAGAAAACGCUCCAGAGAUUCAAGAUCUGAUCACUUUCCUCAUCAUCAUCAUCUCCUUCAUCACAGCACUGUUGCUCCUUAUUCGUUCCUCGGCCAAGACAUUGAUCUCUCCUCUCAUCUCUAUCAGCAACAGCACGAUAUCGAUCGAUUCGUCUCCCUCCAUAUGGAGAGAGUGAGAUUCGAGAUCGAAGAGAAGAGGAAGAGGCAAGCGAGGACGAUCGUUGAGGCGAUAGAGCAUGGACUCGUGAAACGUCUUCGAGUCAAGGAAGAGGAGCGAGAGAGAAUCGGGAAGAUGAACCACGCGCUCGAGGAGCGAGUGAAGUCUCUCUCCAUCGAGAAUCAAAUCUGGCGGGAUCUCGCGCAGAGUAACGAAGCAACCGCUAACAACCUCCGCGCCAACCUCGAGCAGGUGCUGGCGCAGGUUAACGAUCUAACAACAACCGGCGCAGGAUUAGAAAACGCUAACGCUAACGCUGAUGAUGACGCGGAGUCUUGUUGCGGGAGUAGUUCGGGUGAGGAGAAAACGGUUAGGCGCACGGUAGUAGCUCGGAUGUGCAGGAACUGUGGGGAGGGGGAAUCGUGUGUGUUGGUCUUACCGUGCAGACACUUGUGCUUGUGUGGAGUCUGUGGGUCCAGUGUGCACACGUGUCCCAUCUGUAGAUCUCCCAAAAACGCUAGCGUUCAUGUUAACAUGUCACCUUGACCCCUCCGUUUAUGGAAACUAUUCUCUCUUUUUCGAUGCUUUUUUCUUUUAAAUUAAUUGUAAGGAAAUUCGUAGAAUAUUUUUUAGGUAAAAAAUCUAAAAAUUGUGAGAGGAAACCUUGAGCAAAUCCUUGCUGAUAUUUAUAUUUUUCACUUUAUCUAAUUCAAUAUAUAUAAGAUUGU
This is a messenger RNA of Eruca vesicaria subsp. sativa (arugula), 1271 nucleotides long. NCBI's taxonomy places the organism in Eukaryota, Viridiplantae, Streptophyta, Magnoliopsida, Brassicales, Brassicaceae. The record is from the annotation of a GenBank genome assembly.